AUGAAAACGGAUGAGUUGAACAAUGAUAUUCCUAAAGGAUUCAAUAGCUGGGGUAAUGGCAAAAAGAAUAAAGAUAUUAAAGAUGGUCUCCGGGGGCAAAAUGGGAACUCAGCAACAAAAAAGUUCUUUUAUUCUGCUCCACAUAAUCAGAGAUCUGACGGAAAUACCCCUGCUGCCUCACACUCAUACUCUUCAACUAAUCUAGGAGAGGCCGUCAAAAAUCCGGCUACUGCUGCCACUAUUCACACUGUUGUCACUGUUCCAGGUGCUGAGGAAGGUGAACCGCAAGCAGCAGCCCUUGCUGCUGCAGUCAUUUCGCAAGCAGCCCCUGCUGCGCCAGUCAAUUCGACAGCAACACCUGCUGUUUAUUCUGAGACUCCUUCCUUCAGCAUAUGUUGUUGA
Lactuca virosa is the source of this 402-nucleotide messenger RNA. Lineage: Eukaryota; Viridiplantae; Streptophyta; Magnoliopsida; Asterales; Asteraceae. The record is from the annotation of a GenBank genome assembly.